Molecule: messenger RNA, 1804 nt
Organism: Hemiscyllium ocellatum (epaulette shark)
Lineage: Eukaryota; Metazoa; Chordata; Chondrichthyes; Orectolobiformes; Hemiscylliidae
Gene: popdc2
Product: popeye domain containing 2
Exons: 4
Coding region: 98-1111 (337 amino acids)
Cellular component (GO): sarcolemma
Molecular function (GO): cAMP binding
Source: RefSeq, a predicted model, not a curated record
CACACAUGCACAUUGUGCUCUCUCCCUGCCUGGUUGGGCUCUUCAGCGAUUAACUCAAAAUCCGAAAGCUCUCCCAAGUUUGCCUUUCGAGCAAAAAAUGUUUCGGGAAAAUUCAAGUUUCAUCGAGACUAUUUUGUACGAUAGUCCUGGAUGUAAGAUUCUGAAAAAUGGGAGUGAAGGAGCCAUUUACCACUUGGCCAAUGUCAUGUUUACACUGGGCUACAUGAGCGGCAGUGGGUUCUUUGGUCUCGUUUAUCUGUUCAGUCUUUUGGGCGUUGGGUUUUUCAUUCAGUCUCUUUGGGGCUGGGUCGAUGCCUGCGGGGUGGAUAUUUUUAUGUGGAGCCUGUUACUUUUUGUGUUCUGCUUGGUCCAACUGGCGCACAUUGGUUACCGGCUGAGGAAGGUGAAUUUCGAGGAAGACUUCACGAAUCUUUACAAAGCCAUGUUCCAGCCGCUCGAUGUGCCGCUCAGUGUCUACAAGGAGAUCGUGAACUGCUGCGAUGCCGAGGUGACGAGUCUCUCCCGUGAGCAGAACUACGCGGUGGAAGGCAAAACCGCAAUUGACCGCUUGUCCCUGCUGCUGUCAGGCAGGGUUCGUGUUACUCACGAACAACAGUUUCUACACUAUGUCUUUCCAUAUCAGUUCCUUGAUUCUCCAGAAUGGGAAUCUCUGCGACCUAAUGAAGAAGGCAAUUUUCAAGUGACCCUGACAGCAGAAACAGACUGUUGCUAUGUGACGUGGAAAAGAAGAAAGCUAUAUAUGCUCUUGGCUAAACAUCAUUACAUUGCACGCCUUUUCACUGUUAUGCUUGGAAAUGACAUCGCAGACAAACUUUACUCCCUUAUUGACAAGCUGUAUUGCAGGGGUGGGGUCCGCUACGAUAUCCGCUUACCUAGUCUUUACCAUGUAUUAGCACCUUCUGUCGAAGCUGAGAAGGAGACGAUUGCAGAGAGUCCCCAUCAUGUUCCUCAGAGUUCAUUUAGACCUCAGGAGUCUCCCUUUAAAAAACCAGGGCCGGACCUCAAUGAUCUAAUUGAUGUGAACAGUUCCUGGAGUGGCAUUCGUAAGGGGCAUGCACCAUUGGCUCCCACUCAGACGCCAGAACUCUGAGAACCGUCACUGAAAAGGCCAGCAUGAGGAAACAUAAAAUAUGUACUAUUUAAAUUCCCAAUGAAUAUUGAAAAAAAGAAUUUUAUAUUAACAUACUCCAACAUAGUAUUCCAAUGUGGCUACUCUGGUUUCCCAAACAAUCAGGCAUCAUUGUUCCAGCAAGUUGGGAUAAUUCACAGUGGCAGUACAAUGGGUUACAGUAUUUAUAUGGUUAUUAGUACAUGAUUGAACAUGGUAAAUUGAAUCACAAUUUUAUUAACUUUUACCAUGUUAAUCAUGACAAAAUAAAUAAAAAUCUUUAACAGUGUAAUGAAAACCAGUGGCAAAUUGACAUAUUUUCCAUUGAAAAUUCUGGCAGGAUUCUGUGAACAACAUGGUUUAAAACAUAUAAAGAAAUUUGUUUGACUAGUAGGAAACAAGGGUAGUAAUGAUAUAUUGUAACAAAGUUUGACUGUAUCGAGUUAAAUGUAUUACAUAACUGUUAAAAUAAAGUCAUUAGGAGCAUAGUGAGUGUUAAACGAACAAUAUCAAGGUCCACUAUUUUCACUUCAUCAACUUGACAGUCACAGUAUACAGAAACUUCUUUGGUAUAUGUUAGCAGGCAUAAUAAUGAUGCAAAAUCUAAAUUAGUAAAGAUUUGAAAUUUUGCGCAACUGUUGGAAGCCAUCUACAUAAGUCAUUAAUAUUGUCUAA